AUAAUUUAGAAGGAUCUCAACGGCUGCGAUCGGUGUUCGGUGUUUCGGUGAUGUUAGCAGUUAGCUAAGCAAUCAAGAAGAAGACGUCACGAGAGGGAGAUCGAAGAUUCUGGCGGCUCCCAAGAGCAGAAGCGGGAAUCAGAAACUACCUGUAAUACUUGCUGGAAAAGAAAAGAAACGAACGAAAAAAACUAACCCAUUGACAAAUUCCAAAGGAAAGAUUAUAAGGAAAAGAGUUGACGAUAGAGAAGAAAGUAGGAGAGAAAGAGCGAGGGGAAAAUGGUGCUGUGGGAGAUCACAUUGGGAACGGCUUAUUUCUUGGGUCUUAAACGGACUUACAGGCUUGCUUUGAAGGUUCAGCGACGGGUUAUUAGCCCUAAGCAUCCUAAGAUCCGACAAUUCGUUCGAAGACGAACACAUGCUGUAUUUGAUGUAGCACUCAAGUUUCACGAGAACAUACAGCAGCGAGACUUAGAAGUUGGUCGGAAUCUUGGUAACUGGAUCCUCCGCUGGCUUGACAAAAUGAAACCUUCAGCUCAGAUCCGAGCUCCAACCCACCAGAAACCCCACCAUAAUGCUGGCAAUGCAAACAUGAACAUUCCAAAGCAAGUGACAAACUCAUCCUCAUUGAAAACCCCUAGAAGCAUCCAGACACCUCGAAACCCUGAAGCUGAUAAACAUCUUUUUAGCUCAUCAACAAAUAUGUGGCCUAAAUCCUUUCCUACAAUUGCAAUGAUGAUGCGGCCAACAAGGGUUGCUGGAAACAUGACUCAAUACAGGCAUUUGAGCAUCAGUGGAACUAACACAUUGGGGCUGAACUACGCAAGGGGCGAAGGAGUUAUUAGAAAGGAUAUAAUGCAAUGGAUGCUGCACAAGUGAAGAUGAAAGCUCUUUUCUAUUUGCAAUUGCGGACGUUCAAAACUGUGAAACUUUGGUGGAAGCGCCAAGUUGGGUGCCGUGAGACUGUUAUUUUGAAUUGACACGUUGCUUUGGAUGCUUCAAGAAUUCAGAAGGCGUUUUCAUGGGAUAAUAAAUUUUCCUUAUCAUCUGCGUUUUGGCAUAUUCUUUUUGAGUUUCUAUUUUCCAGCAUUCCAUUGCUUGGAGAAAACAUAUUUAUUUGAUUGUUUAACGCAACGCUCUGGCAUUGUCCUUGUGUUAAACAAAAUCUGGGAAUCGUAUGUGCCAUAGCCACACUUCUAAUGCGUACGGAAUUAAAU
Molecule: messenger RNA, 1217 nt
Organism: Durio zibethinus
Lineage: Eukaryota; Viridiplantae; Streptophyta; Magnoliopsida; Malvales; Malvaceae
Source: RefSeq, a predicted model, not a curated record